CUUUUCUUUCUGAAGUUAUUAGCCUUCAUUUAUUUUGCUUUUGUUGAAAAGUUAGGAAUGGGAAGCGCAUUAGAUACCUUCUGCGGUCAGUCAUUUGGAGCAAAACAAUAUCAUAUGCUUGGUAUACAUAAGCAAAGAGCCAUGGUUGUGCUUCUAUUGGUUAGCAUUCCUGUUGCUUUUAUUUGGAGCAAUACAGGCUAUAUUCUUGCAUCAUUGGGACAAGAUCCAGAAAUAUCAGCUGAAGCCGGACUUUAUGCUCAUUUUAUGAUACCUAGCAUUUUCGGUUUUACACUUCUACAAUGUCAUAUUAGAUUCUUACAAGCUCAGAACAAUGUAGUUCCCAUGAUGAUUAAAUCGGGGCUUCGAAACAAAGGGGCUGCACUUGCAAAUGCCAUAUUUUAUUGGAUCAAUGUCUUGUUGUUAGCGAUUUAUGUCAGGAUCUCCCCUUCUUGCAAGAAAACUUGGAUAGGUUUUUCAAGGGAAGCAAUGCAUGAUGUUCCAAAGUUUCUGAGACUAGCUAUUCCUUCGGCUGUGAUGAUAUGGUAUCUCCAGGUUCACUUCAACAAUAAAAUUGUUGUUGUGUUAUUCAUGGUCACUAUAGAAGACGUUUUGGUAGCCACAAUCCUGAUCUUAGGGCAUAAAUUUUGGGGCUAUUCUUAUAGUAAUGAAGAAAAAGUAGUGAAAUAUGUUGGAGAAAUUAUGGUGUUGCUUGCAAUAUCCCACUUUUGGGAUGGUAUUCAAUCAGUGCUUUCAGGACAGCAUUUAGCUACAAGGGACUGGCAGAUGGUUCUGGUGUUGAUGGCUGGUGCGAAGAGACACCUUGAGCUGAAGAAGUGUCUCCAGUUGGGAGGUUAUGCAAGCAGUUCCUCCAACUGGGUGGUUAUGCAAGCAGUUGUGGCAGUUGUGGUGAUUGUAGCAGUUGCAUAA
Messenger RNA from Vitis vinifera (wine grape), 927 nucleotides. Its product is annotated as protein DETOXIFICATION 15-like. The record is from RefSeq and is a predicted model, not a curated record. Gene Ontology annotation, molecular function: antiporter activity; xenobiotic transmembrane transporter activity. Gene Ontology annotation, biological process: transmembrane transport. Gene Ontology annotation, cellular component: membrane. The transcript has 4 exons. Lineage: Eukaryota; Viridiplantae; Streptophyta; Magnoliopsida; Vitales; Vitaceae. The coding region runs from base 58 to 927 and encodes 289 amino acids.